Molecule: messenger RNA, 5355 nt
Organism: Plasmodium gonderi
Lineage: Eukaryota; Apicomplexa; Aconoidasida; Haemosporida; Plasmodiidae
Exons: 1
Coding region: 1-5355 (1784 amino acids)
Molecular function (GO): metal ion binding
Source: RefSeq, a predicted model, not a curated record
AUGGAGGAAUCAAUUUGCUCGAACGAAUUUUGGAAAUGUGAAAAUGGCUCCGACAAUGAAGUCAAAAUGAUAAAAGGUGCUAAAAAAAAAAAACACGCUGAAGACACGACAAAUUUAAAUGGUCAAUGGAAAUAUAUGGAUGGGUUCACAAAACAUUUACAUAGAAACAAUAAAGGUGAUCAGAUGAAAAAUAAUGCAAUCGGUGAGGAAUACGAGAUUGGGAAAGGGGAAUCUUCCAAAUUGAAAAAUAGAAUGAAUGGAAAGAAUGGAGAACAAAGAACCCUUUAUCAUAGGGCAAGUUUAUACAAGAGACGAACCCUUUAUGAGAGGCCCACUCUUUAUGAGAAACCAUCUCUUUCUGAUGGACAAACACACGGGGGAAAAAUCCAUCCCAAUAAUUCCCCAUGUCAAGGAAUAAAGGACAGAAAUGAAAUAUCUAAAUUGUGUGAAGUGAAAGAAAUUUCACAACUAGGUGAAAACAGAAAAAAAGCGUUAAAAAAUUUUAAUGAAUUAUAUGCUGCUAAAGGAUGUAGCAUAACAAAAUCUUUAAUUGAAAUAUUUAACAUAAAUCCAGAAGACGAAAUUAUUUUGUUUAUUACACAAAAAUAUUUACAUAUAUAUGGGCUAUGCGUUCCUUGCUAUAAAUUUAGUAGAAGCACCAAUUCAUGUACACAUAAAAUUAAAUGUAAAUGGUGUCAUCAUUAUACUCAUAUAAAUAAGAAUUCUUCAUUACAUCCAUGUAAAAUGUUACAUCUAAAAAAUAAAUGUAAAGUGUGUACACAUUUAGCAAAAAAUGGGUUCUGUCCACAUCUAAAUCAAUGUCAAUUUUGUCACGCCAUUGAUCACUUGUCAUCAAAAAUACGACAAAAAUAUUUUUUUAUUUUAUAUGAUUUAUAUGCAAAAAAAAAACAUGUAGAUAUCAUUUCCAAAGAACUUCUUUAUAAUCUCCAACAGGUAAAGAGUAAUAUUAGCGAUCGUCGUCUUUCUCCCAUUAUUUAUAAUGAACUCAUGCACACAUGUAACACUUUUCAGAUGGAAGGUAAUGUAAAAGAGGGUAGAAGUGUUUCUGAAAGGUCAAGAAACACAGUGGAAGAAACAUGUCAUGAGUGCAAUGAAGAAAACAAAAAACCAUGUAAAACUUAUUUCAUCCAUAGGAAUGACAGUUCCUUCUGCAGGAUAAACAAUAACAACUGCCAUGAUUGUCACAAUGAAAUUCACGAAAAAAAGAAUUCAAACAUGUACUUUAGAACAUAUCUGCAUGAUAGAAACAUGUGCCAAGUAUGUUUAUACAUAAAUGAGGAGAGUUGCCCUUGUGAUGAGCGUAGUAUUUAUUGCCACCAUACUGAUCAUAUAUCUUAUCAUAUCAAAAUGAAAAAUGCUCUAAGUGUAUGUGCAUCAUCUUUGCUUGGCGAAUUUUCGGAUGACAAACUGGUUACCCUUGAGAUGGUUCAUGGGGUAGCAUCAGUUGCUGCUGUGCCUUUCUUCAAAGCAGAUCCUGAUCCUACAUCGGGUAACCCUGAUCCUACAACUGAUAAUCACGAUCCUACAAUGGGUAACCCUGAUCCUACAAAUGAUAAUCACGAUCCUAUAGUCAAGGAUCCCACUUCCACCAAUGACACUUCAUACUCUUAUCGAACCACCUCAAGGAGAGAUCACAGAUGGAGUCAACCAAACCACAGCAGCAUGAGAAGGUAUAAGCAGUUAACAUAUGAUGAUCUCCUGAGAAGUGUAAGGAAAAGGAGCCCACAGAAGAACAAGGGAAGAAGUAUAUUCCAGAAUGAAUCUGCUAAAAGAUCUGCACACUCAAGUAGUCAUAGUGUAAAUAUAAAGAGAGGGAAAAGAAAAAUAGAGAAAAUUGAUCAUACAGAGAAUAAAAACAAUAGUGAAAGAAAAAUAAGAACACACAGAAGUUAUAAUACACAUUACGUAAACAGGUAUUAUAUGCAUCACUUAAAAAAUAAAUCAGUUGAUGAAAGUACAUUAUUGACUGACAAGAAAGAUGAAGAAGAAAGAAAUGAUCAGUUAAUUUUCAGGGAAUAUGGAAACGAACUUAUCAAUGUUGGCUCAAUUCAGAUAAAUGAAAAUAUAAAACAUAGUAGUAAAAGGAUUCUAAAACAGUAUAAUGAACCCAAUUUUUCAAAAAGAGGCACAGAAGAAAAUGUAGAUACAUAUUUUUCCUAUAAAGCAAAAAACAUCACGACAAAAUUUGUAACAUAUAAAGAUAACGAUUCAAAAUAUGUAAAUAAAAAUAGAAUUGCCAAUGAAUCAUACACGAAUUAUAAUCAUACCACUAGGAAUAACAGAGGAAGAGAGGAAUCAAGUGACAACAUGAAUUACAAUAAUGGAACAAAUGAAAAAAAAUCACUCAGUCCAAAUGAUCUUGAAAUGAGGAUACAACAGAACGGAUAUACCAUUAUUCAUAAAAACAAAAAUGAAGGCAAUUUCAGAGGAAGUAACGUCUCCACAAAUAUGGAUAAGUCUAUCAAUAAUGAGAAUGAAGUUAAUUACUUCGAAAAAUGUUCAUUUACAUCCACAAGUCAGAACAGCAAAAAAGUAAAUCCUUUGGAUUCUCAGGAAGAAAAAUUUUACAUGAAAGACAUAGAAAAUGUUACUAAAUUAUCUCUUAAUGAUGUUCAUAAUUUUUUUAGUUAUGGUAAUGGCCAUAGUGAUGAUGGUGAAGGAGGAGGAGUGCAAGAACAGGGGGAGAAGGACGUCAAAAUAGAAGAAUCAAAUAAAAAGGUAAAAAUUAUUCAAAAUGUGCCAAUACAUAAUGCAUAUCGAACGAGAAGCACCUUGGGGAACGAUAGGGUCAGGAGCAGAUCUUUUGAGAAGCACAGGAAUGGCCAUUUCGAUAGAUCUUUUGAGAAGCACAGGAAUGGCCAUUUCGACAGAUCUUUUGAGAAGCACAGGAAUGGUCAUUUCGACAGACCCUUUGAGAGGCACACAAUCUGGAACCUCAGCAGGAACAAGAUUAUGGAAAAAACGUGGAGAAAAACAAAAGUCAUAAGUGGUGAAUUAACGGGAUUAUAUUCACUAGAAGAACACAAUACAUACAAGUGCGUCCCGUGUUCGUUUUAUUUUUCAAGUGGAUGCAAUUACUCAAUCCAUUGUCGAAAUUGCCAUCAUGAAGAACAUCGAAAUUCUUCUAGUUCCAUGUGCUAUUACCAAAUGUUACACAGAACAAAGAGAUGUAAACCUUGUGUUGAUUAUUUUAAUGGCAUGUGUCAACAUAAUAAAAACAUGCACCCAAGAAAAAUGCAUGAAUGUGCAUAUUGCCACGAUCAAUCACACAAAGGACAAAUAAACAUAUUUGCAAAAUCGAGGAAGGAUCGAAAAGGAAACGGUUCCAAUAAAUUCACCAUGGAAUCGAAACAUCAAUUAAGUAGAUCAAGCCAAUUCACAAUGGAGUCGAAUCAUCAGUUAAGCAUUUCAAGCUUAUCCACGCUUGCAUCUGAACACAAAGAUCAUAGUAGUUAUGUGUGCAAUCUCUCCUUGGGCACAUACAAAAAAUUAAUUUCCAGGAAACGAGACAAGAGCGCUUUAUUAGACCGGUUCGACAGGGCACAUAACACAAGUGAACAACCGAUUAAGAAGAAUGUAUGUAACUCAAGAAACAGAGAAAGUAAAGAAAAUCCAAAGGAAAAACCAAAAACCACCCUUUCUUCAUCUCGCUCAGGAGGAGGGGUAUAUUCAAGUGAAUACAAUUCAACAUGGAGAAGACAGAAAGUCGAUUGGCAAGAAAAAAAAAAAACACACAAAGAUCAUGUGAGAAUAUCAACAGAGCACAAGGAAAAUGAUCAUACUGAUUCUUUGAUUAAAGAUAUAACUUUUGAGAAAAAAUGUAAAAAUGAUAGUACUUAUGGAGAGGUGAGGACCGAUAGGAAAUACAUGCAUCCUCAUGGGAUGAGAGAAGUGAGAAACACUCCUUCCAGUGACAAACAAUUACUUCUGGAUCACAGCGUGAACCACAGUCGGAACCAUAUCAAUGUUAGAAGUGGCAGUAGAAGUGGCAGUAGAAGUGGCAGCAGAAGUGGCAGCAGAAGUGGAAAUAGAAGUGGCAGUAGAAGUGGCAGCAGAAGUGACAGUAGAAGUGACAGUAGACGUGGCAGCAGAAGUGACAGUAGACGUGACAGUAGACGUGGAAACCGACGAGGACACUUCAUGAAGUGGUUCCAGAGGCGCAACUCAUAUUUGCAUUUUAAGAGGAAUGCAGAAAAUGAAUUGGCUUCUAAUAGAGGUAGAAGAAAACAAUGGGAGAGACAAAAGCAAAAGAGUAACUGUGAUGAUAUCCAAUAUUCAGAUGAAUCAUCAAAAAGAGCAGGAAAUAACGAAAAAAAAAGAUACAACGAGUUGAGAAGAAGAUAUAAGCAUACAAAUGAAAGUACUAAAGAUUUACCCUUCUUUCGAAAUCAAUUGAGUCGACAUGAGAGAGGAGCUUGUCACCCAUGCGUAUAUUAUUUUGUUGGUUUUUAUGGAUGUUCAAAUGGUAAGAAAUGCUUAAAUUGUCACCAUGAAGAUCACAGGAACCCUCAUUCGUUAUUUCAUCCCUCGCGACUUUUACACGUUAAGAGUUUGUGUAUACCGUGUGAUAAUUAUUUUAAGGGAAAGUGCAACAGACCGAUGCAUACAUGUGUGUAUUGCCAUCAUGAUUCCCAUGCAAUUGGUGCAAAAUGGGGAAGAAUAGAUAAACAAAGGGAAGGGGAAGCAAAGGUUGGAGAAGUAAAAGAAGGAGAAGUAAAGGAUGGAGAAGUAAAAGAUGGAGAAGUACAAGAUGGAGAAGUACAAGAUGGAGAAGUAAAGGAUGGAAAAGUACAAGAUGGAGAAGUACAAGAUGGAGAAGUAAAAGAAGGAGAAGUAAAGGAUGGAGAAGUAAAAGAUGGAGAAGUAAAAGAUGGAGAAGUAAAGGAUGGAGAAGUAAAAGAUGGAGAAGUAAAUGGGGAGAAAGAAAAGAGGGAUGAGGCAAAGUCAGACCAAACAGAAGCAGAUCGCACAAAAGAAGAUCAAACAAAUCACACACACAAUGCAGAUGCACCCCACAGCCCAGAGGAAAAGAUGAAAAAAUUUAUCUACGUGAAACAAGUUGGGUACAGAGACAUAGAUGCACAUGAUAUGGGUGUGUGUCACCCGUGUACCUUCUUCUUCUCAGGAAAUAAUGGAUGUAUGAAAAGGGGUAGAAGAUGUCCAAAUUGUCACAACAAAGAUCAUGCAGAUAUUCACUCCUCUAGCCAUCCGUCCAAACUGCUACAUUACAAAGGAAUAUGUUACCCUUGCGUGGGAAACAUGAAAGGAACAUGCAGACGCAAUUCUUAUGAAUGUAUCUAUUGCCAUAAUGAGGAACAUCUCUCCGAAAAGUAG